AUGCAGGCCAGGCAAGACUAUGGCGGCGGCGUGGCUCGGAGGCAGGCCCGCAACCUCGACCCCGGCAUCAUUUGUUUGGACGAGGGCCACGCUCAGUUUGAUUCACACUUCUCUUUCAUCCUCAUCAUUAACACUGACUCCAACGACAGCUACAGCGAGACGUCAAAAGAAAGUGUUUGUAACUGUGUCUUUGGACAAUGCCGCCGUUUCCACAACACAAAGCAGGCCCCGCACACGGCCCUGAGUCCGCGGUGGAGGGGCGCUCGCUGUUGGACGCAGCUCAUGAGCAGUAAAUGCUGUAGACGAGCCAAUUUCCUCCGGCGAAGCAUCCUGCCGAGCGCGGAGCCGGCCGCCGCCAAUGAGAACCACCUGGAGCUGAGGGAAUGA
Knipowitschia caucasica is the source of this 387-nucleotide messenger RNA. NCBI's taxonomy places the organism in Eukaryota, Metazoa, Chordata, Actinopteri, Gobiiformes, Gobiidae. The record is from the annotation of a GenBank genome assembly.